AUGCGCGGCAUCUGCACAGUUUCUUCGGGUGCGCAUCAUCAGACUGCACCCGAGGCGACACCCGACAUCGGCUGCUUCAAGUCUCGGGUACUUCGGGAAACCCGUGCAAUACGUCCCUCGACACAAACCAUGGAGGCUAGCCUUACAUUCAAUCCCUUCGCGAUCAUGCUUCAUCGACUCCUGAUCAGUGUGGGCGGCAUCCUGUUUUUCCACGGGGCGUACUCGGUUUACGUCGAACGAAUUUUGUUGCACGGCGGGACAAGUUUGCAGUACAUACCCUCGACAUCGUUAAUUAGUCAAUUGGCGGUCUCGUUCCUCUUCCUGGUCAUUGGUAUCACGCUAUCGGCACCGCCGUUAAAAAACAUCUACUGGAAAGCUGAAUUGAAACAAAGAUCGAUCGACGGUUUCGAUUCCAAGAUGGGAUUCAUCAAUCUCAACACUAAUCUAGUUGCUCUCCGCAAAGACUGA
Messenger RNA from Puccinia triticina, 468 nucleotides. RefSeq lists its product as uncharacterized. The transcript has 4 exons. The record is from RefSeq and is a predicted model, not a curated record. NCBI's taxonomy places the organism in Eukaryota, Fungi, Basidiomycota, Pucciniomycetes, Pucciniales, Pucciniaceae. Bases 1 to 468 code for a protein of 155 amino acids.